Molecule: messenger RNA, 2960 nt
Organism: Pangasianodon hypophthalmus (striped catfish)
Lineage: Eukaryota; Metazoa; Chordata; Actinopteri; Siluriformes; Pangasiidae
Product: V-set and immunoglobulin domain-containing protein 1-like
Exons: 5
Coding region: 137-967 (276 amino acids)
Biological process (GO): T cell costimulation; negative regulation of T cell proliferation; cell surface receptor signaling pathway
Cellular component (GO): external side of plasma membrane
Source: RefSeq, a predicted model, not a curated record
AUGCCACUCUUCUCGGAAACUUCGUAAGAAAGUGGGCACAUUUCCUUCCUGGUGGUCAGUUUUAGUGAAACUUUGCUUACAAAGUUUUGGAUGUAUAGUUUUCAGUGUGUGGUGUGCGGUUAGCUUUGCUUCUUUAAUGGAAAUGUUGCUGAGUGUGUAUCUGAGUGUGUAUCUUCCCUUGAUUGUACUUCAUGUUUCUGAGGGCUGCAAUCUAGUAAACCACGGACAUGAAUUGAAAAUCAAAGCAAAUGUAUCCAGUGCCGUACUGCUGCCUUGCUUCUGCACAGACAUAAACACAACAGCUCAGAGUUUCCAGUGGAGGAAAAUAAAUAAGCCCAAAAACAUCUGGGGCAGCAUUAAUGAAAAAAGAGUACAGCUGGUUAAUGCAAGCUCUCCAGGGAAUCUCUCUUUAUUCAUAUCCAACCUGACUGUAGAAGAUGAGGGACUUUAUAGAUGUGAGAUUAGAUCCGGGAAUUACACAGACAUCCAUCUCACCAUUAAAGGAAGCACUCAAAUCAUCCAUGCAUAUGAAUUAACUAUCACAGCACAUGCAGGAGGAUCAAUACUGCUGCCGUGCCACUCCGCUAACCUAACCACCAAACCUAAGCGAUUCAAGUGGAGGAAAUAUAGUAUGUCCAAAACAGUGUGGGACGAUAUGUCCAGCGACAGACACCGAUUUCAGCUGGUUAAUGAUCACUCUCCAGGAAAUCUCUCUCUAAUCAUAUCACACCUGACUAAAGAGGAUGAGGGAGUUUACAGGUGUGAACUUGGAAGAGAUAAAUACACAGACAUGAAGCUUGUUGUUGAAGUCUCGUCAGAGCCUCUUCCUUUCGUCCCGUUUGCCGUGGUGACUGUGAUCUUUCUGCACAUUAUCGUGGCUGCGGUGUAUUGCAGCACCAGAAAGAAAGAUUCUUCCAGAGUUUACUACAGCACAGCUGACGGAGAGGAAAGUGUGACUCUGGAAUAGUGAAGCUCAACAGAAGAACAGAGGAAGGUUCAUUGUCAAGCUCCAAUCUAAUAAAUUUGCAUUGUUUAUUGUGCCGUGUUGUCCCAGAAUAUACAGUGUUAUGUGCUGUUUCUGGUAAACUGCAUUAUGUAAAAGCACUUCAAUCGCAAAAUUAACUGUGGACACUUUGUGUUUUUGACUUAUCGAGAAAAGGAGAGAGAGCACAAUUGUAACAACAGAACCAUUAGUUCUAGAUUUCAUUCGAAUCUAGAACCCCAAGCUCUAGAUGUUGGGACCAGAACCCCUAGCUCAGGAUUUUAACUUCUAGCUCUUGAUUUAGAGUAGUGUCACGAAUCCCAAUAGCUCUAGAAUUUGGGUCAAAUUGAGAACCCCUAGCUCUAGAUUUCAAGUCGAGCCCAGAACCCCUAGAUCAAAAUUUUGAGACAUGUACAGAACCCCUAGCUCUAGAUUUAUGCUCAAGCCCAGAACUCCUAGCCUCAUCACAACAUGCAUGCAUUUUCUUCUGUUAGCAACUGUAACUUUACCCGUAUCAUCAUCGAGUGCUGUACAUAUUCACUGAAAACAAAAUGGAGUCCUGUGUUAUGGUUUUACAGGCAAAGUGACACAAUUAGAGAUAGAUAGAUACAGAAUGCUUUAUUGAUUCCCAAGGUGAAAUUUGGUGUUACAACUGCCACAACAGUUCACAAGACUUUAAAACAGUUCACAAGAAUUUAAAAACACACAAUAAUCUCACAGUAUGCCACAAAUAAGAGGGAAUAAAAAUAUAUGUAUAAAUAGCUCUCCAUGUUAUUUAUAGACUAAGAUUCUUGUACAGAUUAACUGUGUGAAAAACAUUACAGGUUGGCAGCCUUCAAACUGUACGUUAGACAUGUAUGACGAGAUAACAUCACAUGUGUGAAAAUCGCUAUAAACUUACAUGUAUGUCAGGAAAAAUCUAAUUAAACCAUUGUACAUUCAUUGCACAGUUUGAGGCUAGCUAGGAAAAUAUAUUAAGUAGUUACAGUUGAUUAUUAGAUGUUAUAUCAAAGAAACUAUGAUUACUAUGGUAUGCUAUUUGGUUACGGUGGUUUAACCAUAAUUUUAUAUACAUAUAUUUUUUUUUCAGAUGGACAAGAUAUACACAAUACAUUGUGUAUAUGCACCAUAUGGCUAAAAGUAUUUGAACACCUGGCCAUCACAGCCACAUGUGGUUCUUUCCCAAACUGUUACCACAAAGUUGGAAGAACACAAUGGUAUAGAAUGUCUUUAUAUGCUGUAGCUUUACUGUAUGAUUUCCCUUCACUGGAACUAAGAGGCCCAAACCUGUUCCAGCAUGAUGAUGCCCCUGUGCACAAAGCGAGCUCCAUGAAGACAUGGUGUGUGAAGAUUGGAGUGGAAGAACUCGAGUGUCCUGCACAGAGCCCUGACCUCAACCCCACUGAACACCUUUGGGAUGAACUGGAACACCGACUGCACCCCAGACCUCAUCACACAACAUCAGCGCCUGACCUCACUAAUAAUCUUCUAGCUGAAGGAACACAAAUCCCCACAGCCAUGCUCCAAAAUCUAGUGGAAAGCCUUCCCAGAAGAGUGGAGCUUAUUAAAACUGCGAAGGGGAAUAAAUCUGGAAUGGGAUAUUCAACAAGCACAUAUGAGUGUGAUGGUCAGGGUUAUACAAACUUUUAUCCAUAUAGUGUAUUUUUCUUUAAUCAAGUGGAAUAGCUACAGCCGUAGAAAUGGGUAUUAUAAUUUAGCUAUACUGUCUUAUAAAAUCAAAUAACAGGACUAUGUAUCUAUUGAUAUUUCAUCUUUUGUGUCUUCUAAAAUCAGAUAAAGAUACGUAUACCACAGCGCUGUUGAAUUGUCGAUUCUGAUUGGUACGAAUGUAUUGAUUCAUUUUCUGAGCUGCAAAUGACAGGUUUGUAUUAAGGGGCUUCUUCUAAUGUGUUUUCUUUCAACAUAUACAGGGACUUCAAUGGUGGAAACGCACAUAAAUUAAUUAAAAAAACAUGUA